Molecule: messenger RNA, 2948 nt
Organism: Chelmon rostratus (copperband butterflyfish)
Lineage: Eukaryota; Metazoa; Chordata; Actinopteri; Chaetodontiformes; Chaetodontidae
Gene: adora2ab
Product: adenosine A2a receptor b
Biological process (GO): G protein-coupled adenosine receptor signaling pathway; adenylate cyclase-activating G protein-coupled receptor signaling pathway
Cellular component (GO): membrane
Molecular function (GO): G protein-coupled adenosine receptor activity
Source: RefSeq, a predicted model, not a curated record
UCGGACUAUGUUUUAAAAUUUGUUUGUCAGUGGCUGUUUGGACCCUUUUCUCACAGGAGUAGCAGUUUCACAGGUGUCCCAUCAUCUGUGGCAUGAAGACACACUCAAACUACAUGAGUUAUUGGCUGCUCUGUACCUUUAUCUUGAACAAAAUAGCUGUGUUGCUGAGAUGAAUUGAAAUAAAAAUGCAUUAGGAAUAAGCUUAAUGUAUUUAGUAAGUGGCUGUAUCGAUAAUUUAACAUUCUGAGGCCUGUAGGGCUGAUAAAUGGUAAAGAACACUGGCAUGGCGUCAGAGCUGAAGCCUUUUCUCCAUCACUGACAUCUAUUACAUCAGACACUUGCCCUGCAGUGUUGGCUCAGAUCAUGUUUACAUCUCUGUUCCUGCUAUCAAGAGUUCACAAUAACGAUGUCAGUACUUCCCUCAUUAGUUGUGCACACAGUGCUUUGGCCAGUAGUAACACAGCAGCUUCUCCUUUUGUUUUGCUUUGACUUUGGUGGAGCCGAGGGGGCACAUUGAUUGACAGGGCAGAGGCAGAUCCUUCCCCAGCAGGAUGUGUAUUUUCUUAUCACUUCCUCCAAGGCCUCAGGGCAUAUACAUAGUCACAUUUAUAAUCAUGGGGAGUUGUUUUUGCUAAAACAGCCAACUGGUAGAAGUUCGGCUUGUGUUCUAAACUUCAGUGCUGGGGGAAAGCUAUUAAAACCUCCCAGACACACACUCCUCAGCAUUCUGCUGACAGAGCUUGCCGAGCUGAACAUGAAAGAGGCGAAGACGGCUGCAGAGACAGCGAGGACAACUGACAGACUGUUGCGUGUGUGACAGUAAAAGGUGCAAGUGAAGUGAGGCAUCACAAGAGUGAUGUUUGUGGUGGGAACUUCCUGCCUCAGCCUAACACAAUCGCUCUUUCCUUAAGUCGCUUCAUGCGGUUUGGCAAGCGGGUAUUUUUUUCUCAAAACACAUCAAGCAGUUGAGUCUGUGGGAUGACAGCGCAAAGAAAGCAAAACAGAGAAAAAAACAACCAUGCUGGAGAAUGACCAGCUGGUCUAUAUUGGCCUGGAGCUGGUGAUCGCUUGCCUGGCUGUGGCAGGGAACAUCCUGGUCUGCUGGGCCGUCUGCCUCAACUCCAACCUGCAGAGCAUCACCAACUUCUUCGUGGUGUCACUGGCGGUGGCUGACAUUGCUGUGGGGCUGCUGGCAAUUCCCUUUGCCAUCACUAUUAGUACCGGCUUCUGUGCCAACUUCUUCGGCUGCCUGUUCAUCGCCUGCUUCGUCCUCAUACUCACCCAGAGCUCCAUCUUCAGCCUGCUGGCCAUCGCCGUGGACCGCUACAUCGCUAUCAAGAACCCGCUGAGGUACAACAGCCUGGUGACGGGACAGAGAGCAAAGGGCAUCAUCGCAUUGUGCUGGGUUCUCUCAGUGGGCAUCGGUCUGACACCAAUGCUGGGCUGGAACAGAGGUUGGAACACCACCGCUCCCACCACCUCUAGCAGCAAAAGCUGCCCUGAAGGCCUGACGGAGUGCCUGUUUGAAGGAGUGGUUACCAUGGACUACAUGGUCUAUUUCAAUUUCUUCGGCUGUGUGCUGGUGCCCCUGUUGGUCAUGCUGGUCAUCUAUGUCCAUAUCUUCAUGGCCGCAAGGCGCCAGCUCCGCCUGAUGGGGCUCAAAGUUACACACACACCUGCUCCUGGGCAAAUAACAUCAUCGUCGAGCGCAUCUCGUUCAACCCUGCAGAAGGAGGUCCACGCCGCCAAAUCCCUGGCCAUCAUUGUAGGUCUGUUUGCUCUAUGCUGGCUUCCGCUGCACAUUAUAAACUGUUUCAACUACCUGUGUCAGGACUGUAAGCGCUCGCAUAUCUGGGUGAUGAACAUUGCCAUCAUCCUCUCCCAUGCUAACUCUGUUGUGAACCCCUUCAUCUAUGCUUAUCGCAUUCGGGAAUUCAGACAGACUUUUUGGAGGAUCCUGUAUCAGCACGUCCUCAGGCGGAGGGAUGCGCACGGGUUUAGGGUUGGGAGUGGUGAUGGCAGAAGUGUCGGGAGCAGUAGCAUCAUGCGGACCUCCUCCCGUACCAGUAAAGAGGGUUCAUCAUUUGGCACAGUAGUGAAUACCUACGUCCUGGACCCCAGCCCUGACAGAACUCCACCAACUGCUACUCAUGAAUCCUCUUGCUAUUGGACAUCAAAGUUAGAUGCCGCGCCAAGCAACUUCAUACCCAACGGACACCAAACAAAGGGUAGCAUCUUCUCAGCAACACAGCCAUGCAUCAUGGGAUCUGCUGCUCAGGAUGGAGUCGAGUCGGUCACAUAUCUGAAGAGAACAACAGACAUUUUGGAGGUGAAAGACAGCGGAAGCUGCAUUUCUUUUGUAAACGUUCAGGCUCUCUCUCCAAAACAGCUGGCUGUGUCCGCUCUGCAGAGCUUACAGAAGUGUCAUGACAAAGAUAUUUAGACAUUUAAAAUAUAUUUGUAUUGCAAAACAUAUAACAGUGUGCAAACUUGACAUAAUGAAAAAUGAGCAAUAAAUCAGCAGCAACAGUGUAUCAACUUCUGUCUCUCUGAGGCCACAUAGACUGAUUGCCAAGGAUCAUUUUGACAUGUUUUAUGACUUUGUUCUUGUCAACCAUCUCUGAGUUGGAUCUGAAAGCACGCAACAGAAUUUGCCAUAAGCAGGAGGAUGUUUAAAACACUUUCCAACCAUGCAGUACAACUACAUCUACAGCAGCGUGUUCUUUUUCGAAUAAAUCUUUUUCUAAAUGUCCUUUUUUAAAGUUUGCUUGUCAUUUAAACAACAUGCAUCUUAAUAUGCAGAAUGUCGAAUGUACUGUACCCUGCAAUGUGUUUUUAAGAGACUUAAACUUUUAAAUUCUAAAUCUGAAUUUUUUGAUAAUUUUGCAUCAGGUCAACUUUUGUACUGGCUAUCUGUAUUGUUUUUACACACUGGAAAAUUAAAAGUC